CACACCUCUUGUUUCUCCUCCCUAAGAAAUACUAUUUUUGACAUUUACUGCUCAAAUUCUUCAGCAAAUAUGAGACAGGGUUCUCUGAAUGGCCACUACAGCCUUCGAAGAAACAUUGUCCCUGCCAAACACCUUCAGGAUUACCAUGUAGAAGGAGUGAGCUUGGCUAAGAGGAAGUGUACCCGUGCCAGGACCAAUGGUCCAUCCGGGGACAGUUCUUCUCAGGCUCAUCUCCAACUACCUGUCUCCACGGUUGACCACAGUGGUGGUAGGUUGAUCCUCCGCAUAAGGAUCCCUCGACCUCAGGAAGCCCACCAAGAUGAACAUCAUGGUGGUCACUGUGGAUCCAUCUCAGACCUUAUUUCCCCCUCCACCCAAGAUGGAUUUCAGGGUGCUGAUACAGGAUGUGGGGUGUCCAAGGCUCCUGAGACACUUGAGAUUGCCAACAUCUUACUUGGUCUUGGACAAUCUGUGUACCCACAGGACACAGUCCAACGGACUGGACCGACCUCCCAUGGAACUCCAUUCGUUCAGGAGAGGUGGGACCCCCAGGGACAGCAUCAGGUCCACACCUACUGCAAGGUGCCUGCCAUCAGUGACCAUGUGCCCUCAAGCACCAUCAGUGCCAAUGGAGACAGCUCUGGGAGCAAAGGUCGCAGAAAGAAGCAGGCCAACCCUUGCCGUAUUGUGCCCGGUAAAGUGCAGGCCCAGGACAUCAAGGUCCUACCUGUCCCACAGACUGGGUACCAGAACAUCUCCAGCUCAGGACCUUACAAUACCCAGCCAGGUGACAGCAGCAGUCACGAAACCAACUGUGAGAGCAAAGGUCGCAGAAAGAAGCAGGCCACCCCCCGCCACAUCAUGCCCUGUAAAGUGCAGAAGCAGGACUUCAAGGUCAUGUAUGUCACCAAGCCUGCUCUCUUCUGCUCCAAGUCAACCUUUGCAGGACUGCCUUACAGCCUCAAUGAGAUUUUGGGACUGCCACAGACACCUCGUUAUGGCUUCAUCGAGCGAAAAAGGCGCCUAAAUGAUGGCAAGAAAUUCAACCCUCAGGACAUAGACAUCCCCUUCGAGUGGUCACCAUCUCCUAGGGAGAAUGAGGACAUGUUCUUUCCUCAUCUGAAUGAUUCUUCUUACAAAGCUGAGGCAGCUGAGAGGAAGAGGAGAGAAGCUUCUCUCCAAAGCAGCCUCCAGCAGAUGAAGGAGCCUCUGGACGAGCGUUACAUUAAGAAUGCUGCUGUGCUCCCUGACCUUCGCCAGCCAACACCAGCACCAGCUCCGCCACAGACCUUUACCCCAAAGCCCAGCUGCAGCAAUGGGUCACUGGCCCAGGAGGUGCCUCUGAAGAUCCAUGGCUAUAGCGUGGAGCACUUCAAGAGGAUUUACCACUCUGUGGUGGAUCCCAAGUUGACCACUAAGUCCGGCAACCCUCGGCCUUAUGGUCUUGAGAUGGGACGGGUCAUCAAACAGCGGAUGUGGGAGACAUUCAACUGCCCGUCAUUCGUGGAGACUGAGGCUGCUGAUGGCAGGGUCUGGAUAUCAGAGGCCUACUGCAGUCCCAACCUGAAGCCUCACGCACCUCUCAUUGAUGUGGACAUUAGUCAGGAGCCCAUGCCAGAGAAGCCAAAGCGAAAGAGGGCGAGGCGAUGAAUUCAUAGAUUACAAGAUUUUUUUUUUUUCUUGAAUGCAAAAUCAUGAUUUUUGGCUACCGAUCAUCAUAUCCUAAGAUUUUUUGGACUUUUACAUAAGCCCUGUUUUUUUUUUUAAAUAUUAAAUUAUCAUGAUUUUCAAUUAAAUUAAAUUGAAAUGAAAUUAAACUGAAAGUAAACUAUUCAUAUAUUACAUUUAUUUUUGAAAUAAAUUAUUGAUAUUGUAUUUCAUUGAUACAUUUCCUUUUCUAUGAUAUACAAUAAUGCAUUCAA
This is a messenger RNA of Engraulis encrasicolus (European anchovy), 1922 nucleotides long. RefSeq lists its product as uncharacterized. NCBI's taxonomy places the organism in Eukaryota, Metazoa, Chordata, Actinopteri, Clupeiformes, Engraulidae. The coding region runs from base 70 to 1650 and encodes 526 amino acids. The record is from RefSeq and is a predicted model, not a curated record. The transcript is spliced from 3 exons.